Molecule: messenger RNA, 2506 nt
Organism: Papilio polytes (common Mormon)
Lineage: Eukaryota; Metazoa; Arthropoda; Insecta; Lepidoptera; Papilionidae
Gene: twisted
Product: dolichyl-phosphate-mannose--protein mannosyltransferase 4
Exons: 15
Coding region: 96-2066 (656 amino acids)
Biological process (GO): protein O-linked glycosylation via mannose
Cellular component (GO): membrane; endoplasmic reticulum
Molecular function (GO): dolichyl-phosphate-mannose-protein mannosyltransferase activity
Source: RefSeq, a predicted model, not a curated record
AUGUCAGUAAUGUCACCAACGUUUUGUUUACCGUUAUUUUAGUUUAAGAGAAAGUUUAAUAUUAACAGAUUUGUGUAAAAGAUUAAUUAAAAAAUAUGCCUGAUAAUACUAAGAAGAAGUUGACCAAUAAGUCCAGUGUUAAUGGUUGGUGGAUUAUUUUUGGUGUUAUAUGCGCGGCUACCUUUUUGACCCGAUUUUACAAAGUAUUGGAACCAGAUCAUGUUUGCUGGGAUGAGACUCACUUUGGCAAAAUGGCUAGCUGGUACAUAAAUAGAACCUUCUUCUUUGAUGUGCAUCCACCACUAGGGAAGAUGCUUAUAGCACUAUCCGGAAAACUAUCAGGCUAUGAUGGUAAAUAUCCUUUUGAAAAACCUGGUGAUAAAUAUAAUGGUACCAGAUAUGAAGGAAUGAGAAUUUUUUGUACAACAUUAGGAGCUUUGACAGUUCCUUUAACCUUUUUGUCAAUAUGGGAAAUGACACAAUCUAUGGAAGCAACAUUUAUUGGUACUAUUCUAUUGUUAUGUGAUGUUGGAUAUUUAACUCUGAACAGAUAUAUUCUCUUAGAUCCUAUUCUAUUAUUUUUUAUGAGCUGUGCUAUUUAUGGAGCUUUUAAGGUUAGAACAUUAACCGACUCAGGGCAGCCGCCAUAUUCCACUCGCAUGUUGUCAUGGCAACUAUUCCUGGGCUGGUCUCUAGCGUGCACCAUGUCUGUUAAGUUUGUCGGCUUGUUCCUUGUCCUGUUUGUUGGUCUCCGCACACUUGCAGAUCUAUGGAAUGUUCUAGGAGAUCUGACAAAACCAGUGACUUUAACACUGAAACAUCUUAUUGGUCGGAUUUUUACAUUAAUUCUUUGGCCCAUCGCACUUUACGUGUUCUUUUUCUGGAUCCAUCUCACUGUGCUGAGCAAAAGCGGUAACGGCGACGGUUUCUACUCGUCGGGCUUCCAGGCGCGUCUGGAGGGCAACAGUCUGCACAACGCGAGCGCGCCGCGGCAGCUGGCGUACGGCGCGCUCGUCACGCUGAAGAACCACCGCACGGGCGGCGGCUACCUGCACUCGCACCACCACCUCUACCCCGCGGGGGUGGGGGCUCGCCAGCAGCAGGUAACACCUUCAGACACGCAGACCAAGGCUGUACGUUACCGGUGUGUUCUAUGGAGAUCCCGGAAUUAUAUUGCAAUAGAGGCUGGCCACUUAGGUGGUUUAAUGGGUCGAACGCCACAUAAACCUGUCUUCCUAGGUGCGGUGGUUGUACGCAGCGGCGACCUCGUGCGCCUGACGCACGCCGCCACGGGCCGCAACCUGCACUCGCACAGGGAACGAGCGCCGCUCUCUCACAAGUACCUGCAGGUCACAGGCUACGGAGAGGAUGGUAUUGGAGAUGCAAAUGACGUUUGGAAGAUUUUGAUCUCCGGAGGGAAGGAUGGUGAAGAGAUACAAACUGUGAGAAGCAAGUUGAUGUUCGUACAUUAUUUACAAACAUGUGUGUUGACAACAACGGGCAAACAAUUACCGAAGUGGGGAUAUGAACAACAAGAGGUGGCGUGUAACCCCAACCUAAGGGACAAACACGCGCUAUGGAAUGUUGAGGACAACUUGUUUGAUGACUUACCCAAGGUUAGUUUUGAAGCAUACGCGUCUGGAUUCCUGGAGCGGUUCAUAGAGUCGCACGCUGUCAUGUUCCAAGGGAAUUCAGGUCUCAAGCCUAAGGAAGGGGAGGUGACAUCUCAGCCCUGGCAAUGGCCUAUUAAUUACAGGGGUCAAUUUUUCUCUGGCAGUGGUCAUAGAAUAUAUUUGUUAGGCAACCCUGUGGUCUGGUGGACCAACCUUAUUUUCCUUGGCAUUUUCUUUUUCGUCUACAUUAUUAAUUCUAUCAGAGAGAAAAGGGCAGAGGCUUUCGGUUCUCCUGUUAAAGUGUACCAGUGCGCGCUUGGGCUCGUCCUCUCGUCCACAGUGUACAGCUUCUAUCUGUUCUCUCCGUUGGCGUACGGCAUGACGGGGCCUUUAGCACACGAACCUAACUCCACUAUGACCGGCUUAAAAUGGCUGGACUCCUGGGAAUUUUAAGCCCUGUCCCACCUAAUUGUAAAUUGUCUAAUAAAAAUCUAACAUGUAAAAUAUGUCAUGGAACUAGGGGUUUUUUCUCUGACAGUUCGACAUUUUUAAGCUAUCUAAGCCUCUAGCUAGUGGUGGGACAGGCCCUAUUCUAACCAUAGAUAUAGAUGGUUGUUUGUAAUAGAAGGAACGAGCAGCGGAUCGCCUAAUACUAUUCAAUCUGACGCCUAUACUGUUUUAUAUAAAAUUGAUAUAAUUAAGUGUCGAUUUUCGUAAUACUUUGUACUAAUAUUAACAUUUAUGUUUUUUCUGCUUAUUGCUAAUAAUUUAAUUAUUAUUUAUGGAGUCUUAAAUAUUUAUGUUAAUUGAAAUAACUGUUACAUUGAUAUUUACACUAAGAUUGUGAAAAACAUACUCUUUUUUAAUUAGAGGUUAUUAAAAAUCUGAAAAUC